UAGAACUUCAUUAAUUUAAACAUGACUGACAUAGAAGCCUAUUUUCCCUUUGUCCUUACAUGCAUCAUAUCCACGAUCUUAGUGUGGGUGUUUUCAAAAACUACUCGACCUAAAUCUCAUAACAUUCCUCCAACCCCAUUUGCCCUUCCUAUUAUUGGACAUCUUCACCUUUUAUAUCCGAUCCCACAUCAAGCUUUUUGUAAACUUUCAUCUCGAUAUGGGCCGAUUUUUCGUAUCUUUUUGGGUUCCAAACCUUGUAUUGUUGUUGGUUCACCGGAAAUGGCAAAAGAAUUCCUUAAAACACAUGAACAUGCUUUUUUAGAUAGAGCUCGAAGCUCAACCACAGAUUACAUAACUUAUGGAAACAAAGACUUGGUGUUUGUUCCUUACGGACCGUACUGGAAGUUCUUGAAAAAGAUAGUUAUGUCAAAUCUCCUAAACGGAAAAACACUUGACACGCUUAGUUCAGUUAGGCACGAAGAGAUAAACGGUUUUAUAAAACUAAUAUCGAAAAACUCUAAACUUGGGGAGGCUGUCGAUCUUGGUAAGGAGCUGAUGAAGUUGACGAAUAGCGUGAUAUCAAGAAUGAUUAUGGGACAAAGAUGUACAGAUGAGAAGGAUGAUGAUUUGAUGAACUUGGUUACUGAUAUGUUUCAGGCAGCGGGUAAUUUUAACCUUUCAGAAUAUAUAUGGUUGUUUAAAAGUCUAGACUUGCAGGGAUUAGGGAAAAAAGUGAAGAUGCAUCAUGAAAGAUUUGAUGUCAUGAUAGAAAAGAUCAUAAAAGAACAUGAAGAGGCAAGAAAACACAAGGGCAUCACUAGAGAAGCCAAGGACUUAAUCCACAUUUUACUCGAUAUUCAACAAGAUGAGAACAUGGAGAUAAAGUUGAGCAGAGAUAACAUCAAAGCCUUCAUCCUGGACAUGUUUGUUGCUGCAACCGACACUUCGGCGAUUAGUAUAGAAUGGGCUUUAUCGGAACUAAUCAAUCACCCAAAUAUUAUGAAAAAGGCACUUGAAGAAAUCCAUCAAGUUGUUGGAGGAGACAGACUUUUACAAGAGUCAGACAUACCAAACCUUCCUUACCUCCAAGCAAUUGUGAAAGAAACAUUUCGCCUCCACCCGGCUGGCCCAGUGAUUGCGAGGCAAUCAACAAAAGAUUUCAUAGUGGCGGGUUACCAUAUUCCAGCAAAUGUUCAAAUUUUUAUCAAUUUGUGGGCUCUUGGUAGAGACCCAAACCAUUGGGAAAACCCACAUGAAUUCCGGCCCGAAAGAUUCCAAGAAAAGGAGUUAGAUGUGAGAGGGCAACACUUUCACUUCUUACCAUUUGGUAGUGGGAAGCGGAUGUGUCCCGGGAUAACACUAGCACAGUUCAUGAUACAUACAACGCUUGGCGCAAUGAUUCAGUGUUUCGAAUGGAAAGCUGGAAAAGAUGGAAAUCUACAAAGUGUUGAUAUGGAAGAGGGAUUUGGGCUUACGAUUGCUAGAGCCAACCGUUUGAUAUGCGUCCCAGUAGCUCGUCUUAAUCCUAUCCCAUUUUCAAUGUAACAUGUUAUGCAUGUAUUGUUUACUUACUAUUCCAAGCUUUUUAUCGGUCAGCCUAAUGUUAUCAUCUAUGCAAAUAAAAUAAGAGGAGAUCUAAGUAUUUCUUGUCCUAAAUCUAAUCCAGUUAUUAAUAUUUGAUUUUA
Messenger RNA from Erigeron canadensis, 1685 nucleotides. RefSeq names its product cytochrome P450 93A2-like. The coding region runs from base 22 to 1545 and encodes 507 amino acids. NCBI's taxonomy places the organism in Eukaryota, Viridiplantae, Streptophyta, Magnoliopsida, Asterales, Asteraceae. Gene Ontology annotation, molecular function: iron ion binding; oxidoreductase activity, acting on paired donors, with incorporation or reduction of molecular oxygen; monooxygenase activity. The record is from RefSeq and is a predicted model, not a curated record. The transcript has 2 exons.